Poecilia reticulata (guppy) is the source of this 2465-nucleotide messenger RNA. RefSeq names its product monoacylglycerol O-acyltransferase 2 (gene mogat2). The record is from RefSeq and is a predicted model, not a curated record. Lineage: Eukaryota; Metazoa; Chordata; Actinopteri; Cyprinodontiformes; Poeciliidae. Gene Ontology annotation, molecular function: 2-acylglycerol O-acyltransferase activity; diacylglycerol O-acyltransferase activity. Gene Ontology annotation, biological process: diacylglycerol biosynthetic process; triglyceride biosynthetic process. Gene Ontology annotation, cellular component: endoplasmic reticulum membrane.
GUUCAUGACAGAUGUCAUGUUCACAUCGUCAAAUAAAGUGUUAAUCCGGAUUGAGUACACUAAUGUUUGAUAAAGCAUUGGGACGAAUUGCGAAAAGUCAGAGGGGUGCAAAUACUUCUGAAGUAAUUAUCCUCUUGAACGUUUGUCACAAAAAACAUUAGAAGCAUUUUGCUGCCACAAACUGCUGUUUAAUGAGGAUGUUUGUGAAAUGAAAGUGGAUUCUGGAUGGCGAAAGUGGGGAGUUGUUUCAAUCAAAGUGUGUAAAACAGCUACUGCUACAGCGCUGAUCAUCAGUAACCUACUGAUUCAUGAUUUUUUAAAACAUUUUUUACACUGUCAGCAAACAGUGGAAUACAUGAAUAAUAUGAGCCGAUUACGCACCCAGAGGGCUUGUUUCACACUGGCCUUAACACACUUACACUGUCUGAAUACAGAACAGGCGUGUGUGUUUUCUGACAGCCUGUCUCCAAACAUUAUGUUUAUAUUUUUAUUUCACUCAUAUUUUUUUCUUCAUCAGCGAGACGAGGAAUUCAACAUAAUGAGACAGCUGAAGUAGAUAAUGAAUUUAUUAUUCAUCUGGGAUGUUGUCAAAGAGAAAUAUUUAACAGAAAUUGUUCAGUUUCUUAACAGUACCUACCUGAAAACCGACCACUUUAUCUGCUAACAAGAUUACAAAAAAUAUUCAAGGCACUCUGUGCAGUACUGAUAGUGUCAUUGUGUGAUAAGAAAUAUGUGAACCCUCUCCAAAUUACCUUUAUUACUGUGUGUCACUGAGGCGCUCUUGUGCUAUUGCUCAACCGGCUGCGGUUACAUUCAUAAAGAGCCGCAUUUUGCAAGAGCAAAGUUAAUCGUGGAAAAAUAAAAAUGAAAAAGCCGCGUGGCAUCCAUCUUGUUCCCCGGAUCUUUGGCGUCGAGUCCGAUUGCUCUGCGUUCACGCAUCAAGCACCCUUCUGGGUCAAAGGUCAGCUUAAGCUGAUAUAUAUUCUGAGAAAUCAAACCAUGUAUUGAGUCGAGAUAAGGAGGCGAUGGUGGACGGGUGAGAAGAGCAGACUUUGGACUUCCCUUCUCUUGCUGUCCUUCUUGGACUCGGCGGCGACACGUCGGCUCGUCUGUCUUCUUUCACAGAAAAAUGAAAAUUGAUUUCGCGCCCAUGGACGUGCCCCUCCACAGGAGGCUGCAGACUGCCGCGGUGGUCCAGUGGGUCUUCUCCUUCCUGGCUCUGGCGCCUACCUGCAUCAUCUUAUUCGUGUACCUGCUCUUCACUCGCUUCUGGCUGAUCAGUGUGCUGUACGCCCUCUGGUGGUACUAUGACUUCGACACGCCGGCGCGCGGCGGCCGCAGAGCGCCCGUUUUGUGUGGCCUCAAACUGUGGGGGUACAUGCGGGAUUAUUUCCCCAUCAAGCUGGUGAAGACAGCCGACUUGGACCCCAGACACAACUACAUCCUGGGUUUCCACCCUCAUGGCGUGCUGGUAGCAGGAGCCUUCACCAACUUCUGUACCGACGCCACUGGCUUCCCGCAGCUGUUUCCAGGCCUCACCAGCUACCUGCUGAUGCUGCCUCUGUGGUUCAGAGCUCCAUUCUUCAGGGACUACAUCAUGUGUGCUGGUUUGAUUCCGUCGGACAAAGAAAGCGCUAGUUAUGUGCUCCGCAAGAAGAAAGGUGGGAGUGCUGUUGUGAUUGCUGUUGGUGGGGCCCCAGAAGCCCUCGAUGCUCAUCCUGGCACCUUCAAUGUUCUCCUGGCCAAUAAGAAAGGCUUCAUCAAAAUGGCAAUGGAGCAUGGAGCUCACCUGGUUCCAGUUUUCUCCUUUGGAGAGAAUGAAGUGUAUGACCAAGUGGAAAACCCCAAAGGAACCUGGCUUCGGUGGACACAGGACCGGCUGCAAACCAUCAUGGGUGUCUCCCUGCCUCUUUUCCAUGCGCGUGGUAUUUUCCAGUACUCCUUUGGCCUGAUGCCCUACAGACGACCAAUCUACACAGUUGUUGGCCGGCCGAUCAAGGUGGAGAAGAAGGAGAAGCCGAGGGGUGAGGACCUGGACGCCCUCCACCAGCUGUACAUGGACGAGCUCAGCAGCUUGUUCGACAAGCACAAAGGCAACUAUGGAGUAGACAAGGACGUUCAUCUGAACUUUGUCUGACCGUGACCCGAGCAGGCGGGGAAUUGAACGGCUAUUUAUAUCUAAAGCUCGGGGUUCAGAUAGUUUAACAAUUUGAUCUGAAUUAGCUCUAAGUGGUGGACCUGCCAUAACAUUCCCAGUGAUAAUAAUGCUUCCUGGUACGUCAGUCAGUGUUGAAUUCAGCUAAACUGCAAAGAUUGACCGCAUUUUCUUUAAUUUACAUGAAAAUGUAAUUGUGGUUGAAUGAUAAAAAAGCACCAAGAAUGUUUUUGUUUUUUUUACAUUUAUUGAAUAAAUGCUGUUUUUGUAUGGCUAAUUCAUUUGUGUUUAUUUCAUCUGCUGCUAAAUA